AUGGAUAAUAAUGAUCCACCAAAACUACCAAUAAAAACAAAUAGCACAUCAAUUGAACAAUUAUUGGAUAGAAAAAUACCGUCUAAUGAGUCCUUAUCGUCAUGUCAAUCUUUAUUCCCUAGGCCUCGAACGAAAUGUAUCAAUGAACAGUACGCUGAAGGUCGAGCGAUGGCAAAAGUUUUAAUGUUUUUAGUUGGUAAGUCUUUAAAUUGGAUUUUAAUCUUAUUAGCAAAUGAACUAAUAAAUAAUUCAAUUUUAGACAGCAGAGAUCGCGACAAAGUGAAUUCAUGGAUAGCAAAGUUAGAUGAAAUGACAGAUGAAAAUGGCCAGUUAGAGCGUUUGCUUUACAUUAAGUAUUUAGUAGAAAUAUUGAGCGGACCCGUUGGCUUAACUGAACCAUUUAAUAUGUUUCCCCCAGAAACAAUAAAACCAUUACGUCAAAUUAUACCACCUAUAAUAUUUGCUGAUUUGUUAGAUGAAAAACAAUUUCAAAAUAGAUCAGAUUUUACCACCCAUAAGGCGGAACCAAUAGAAAAUCAAGAUGACCGAAAAUUUUUUCAACAACAACUUUUUCCACCCAACGGAUUAUUUUGCUAUGCCGCUGCUUUUAGCACCCCGUAA
Molecule: messenger RNA, 621 nt
Organism: Daktulosphaira vitifoliae (grape phylloxera)
Lineage: Eukaryota; Metazoa; Arthropoda; Insecta; Hemiptera; Phylloxeridae
Exons: 2
Coding region: 1-621 (206 amino acids)
Source: RefSeq, a predicted model, not a curated record